This is a messenger RNA of Rhinichthys klamathensis goyatoka, 1942 nucleotides long. It is a transcript of the gene fbxo43, whose product is annotated as F-box protein 43. Gene Ontology annotation, biological process: regulation of mitotic nuclear division; negative regulation of meiotic nuclear division. NCBI's taxonomy places the organism in Eukaryota, Metazoa, Chordata, Actinopteri, Cypriniformes, Leuciscidae. Gene Ontology annotation, cellular component: nucleus. The record is from RefSeq and is a predicted model, not a curated record. The transcript is spliced from 6 exons. Gene Ontology annotation, molecular function: protein binding. Bases 149 to 1735 code for a protein of 528 amino acids.
GGGUACGAAAUUUGAAAGGUGGAGCCUCACUGACCCGCUGCUCACCGUCUCUCUCUCUCUCUCUCUGAGCAGCAGUGGCAUGAAACUCUGACCCGACACGUCACACGCCACUGUUGGGUCCAGCGAGCGUUAGUUGAAGCUGAAGAGAAUGGAGGGUGCGCAGGUUCCCGGCAGCGGCCGAUUGGACCGGGUCUUUACGCCCAGGAGAGAGCGCCAUCCCAACGGCACCAAAGCCACGGUUCUCCUGCACAGAGACCAGGCCCGGUCCAGGGACUCUAUCACAGAACGGGCCGCGCCGCUAGCCUGGUGCGAGACGCCGAAGCUGACCCGGAAGGACGGGUCGCUCCGCAGGCGCUUGCUCGUGUCCCGCUCCUCAUCCGACGGGAGUAAGAGUGGCUUCACCACACCGGAUCAGCUGACCCGCGAGAGCUUCGACUCCCCGGACAUCAGCCCGACCGGGCCUCUGUCUUACAGCACUUUAAAAGCGGAUGACUUUGUGUUCUCGUGUCGGAAGCGGCGUCUUCUGUUCUCCCAGGCCGUCACGUCCACGCUGGAGUCGGGCAGGAGCGGCCUAACCCACACGAGCCUCACCGAACCGGACCCGGACGAGAGCAUCAUAGCCGGUCCUCCCAGCUCACCUCACACACACGACCUGACCCCGGUGCGUGCAGGGAAGCAGCUUCUGGACACGCCCUCGGACACGCCCCCGGACACGCCCCUGGAGGACAGCGGCUUCAGCUCUCUGGGUCUGGAUAAAUCCCACGACUCCUCGGUGGACCAUGACGGCUCGUUCCAGGAGCUGGUUCUGCCUGGCUCGAGCGGGCGGGAGAAGAGGCGCUCGCGGCUGGAGAGGCAGCGGAGACUGUCCACGCUCCGGGAGGGAGGCUCUCAGUCCGAGGACGGGCCCAGAGGCCCGCGGGCCGACCCGCACAAGGACGAGGUGUUCCUGGACGGGACGCCGCUGAGCGCCGCUACGCUGCAGAUGCAGGAUCUGUCGCUGACGCCGGCGCUACAGGCCGUGCUCUCCAUCAGCCGCCGCGGGUCGAGCCUGGAGGACCUGCUGCUGGACCGGCCCGUCAGAACCAGCCUGCCGCUCUCGGGGCUCAUCGGCCGCAAAAUGGGCCUCGACAAGGUGGACGUGAUCUCAGAACUGAGGAUGAGGAACCUGAGACACGUGCUAGCGGUGAUCUUGAGUCUUCUGUCUGCAGCCGACAUCUACAGGUUCGGCCAGGUGUGUGAGGACUGGAGCGACGUCAUCACUGAAGACCGGAGAGCCGCUCACAGGAGAAGAUGCCACAUCCGAGAGCUCAAGAUCUCCCUAACACUGGAGGGAGGAAAGCCGGCUCAUGUUCCGGAUGCGGACACCAGGGCGGCGCUGGUGUGCAGGCCGGCUCUGGGCAGCGUACAGGCUCAGGCCCGAACACCCCUCGCCCCCCCGCCCGUCACCCCGACCCACGCCAGCUCCAGACGCAGGCAGUUCCUGCAGGUGGCAGAAACCCUGUUCAGUGACGAGCACCUGAAGCCGUGUCCUCGCUGUGAGCACCCGGCCCGCUGUCACUCGCUGCGCGCCGAGGGUGUGUGUAGCUGGAGCGACUGCCGCUUCCGCUUCUGCACCGCGUGCUCGAGCUCCUUCCACGGGGCCAGAGACUGCGCGCACCAGUCGGCCAAACGCCGGAGCCGGAGAGACGUGCUGCCGGGCAGCGCUCAGAGCAGACGCAACGUGAGGCGGCUGUGAGUGUGUGUGUGUGUGUGUGUGUGUGUGUAUGCUUGCGUGAGAGUGUGUGUAUUUUGCGUUCCUCUAUGUGUGGGUUUGUUUUUAAUUAUGAACUUCUCAUGAGUUUUGCACUUAUGUACAGCAUUCAUUUUGGUCCUGUGAAUCUACAUGUAUGUACAUAUUGCUCUUUACAUGCUUGUUUUUAUACAUCGUUUUAAAUAAAGCCCU